GGCCUCGGCAACCAUCGCAUCACACUCGGCGGUCACUUUUGGGUAACCGUUCAGAACGAACAGGCCCAAGUAGAGUGUUUGCAGCAUAGACGACACGGCAUGCCGCCUCCAGCAGCAGCCUCGUUGAGCCCGCCAGAGAAGGUUGGUCAUGACCCCAUCCUCGAAAGGCUUGCCGUGACGGGGACAUUCGACGUCGACUGGCCAACGUUGCAGAAGCACCUACACACCGCGCUCGUCGCUGCGCUGCCACUGUUUCUCGCCAAGGGCCAGCCGCAGAGCCAGGCCGGGCGUAUCAGCAUUCAGCCAGCGCGUUCUCCGACGAUCACAAGACAAGGCGGACCAGGCGUCGGCGAGUCGCUACUGUUGUCGCCGUCGGCGCGUCCCGUCGGAGAAGGCUGGUCGCAUGAGUCGGCCGAAGGGAGCGGGAGCCGGCUGUCCCCUGGAGGGUUGGAAGGCUCGGCGUCGCCCGAGUCUGCACUCCGUCCGUCCACACCUGGUGGACUCGUGAUCGCCCCCUUCCCUCCCCUGGAUCCGAAUGCGCGCCGCAGGAGCAUGUCUGCGCCAGGAGGGAACAUGUCUGCGCCAGGAGGGAGCCCGAAGAUCAACGGCGGGGGUGUGGGCGGCAGAGGAGGCAACCCGUACGACGAAGAGUGGGACGAGGAGAUUCUCAUCGGUGGCCGCAAGUUGCCAGGAUGGCUGGAUGAGGAGGAAGGCCGCAGGGAUGUUGACAAGGUCGCUACCAAGCUUGACGAGUUGCCAUUCGCUCCCUUCACCGUCCAGCGCCUUGCCGAGUUGCUGAUUGCGCCGACCGCGAUGCACUCGACAAUAGGCAAGUUCCUCCGAGCAGUCGACAAGACGCUCAACGUCACGACGCCGUAUGCUCCGCCGUCGUACACGUACGUGCCACCGUCAGCGCUCCCUAUCACCUUGAGCCCGGGAUCCCCACACUCGUCAAUGUCCGCCGAAUCGGAUGUCGACUCCACAGUCCCACCGGGGUCCAUGACGCCCAUGUUCAGCCCCAUCCCCUUCCUUGCGAUUCGACCAGACAUGGAGAUGCUGGGAGAGGGUCGCACGGACGAAGCACUCAUGUCGCCGCUUCUUCUCGGAGAGAGUUCAAGGAUGGGUGGGGCGGGUUCCGUGUUCGCCAGCCAGCAGCAACAGCAGCCUCAGCAGCAGCAGCACCAACAACAGCAGCAACAGCAGCAGCAGCAGCGGCCCGAGCAGGCAGCCGGCCGGCGAUCGCCCACGCCGGAGCCAGAGGAUGAUGCUGAGCCGACAGCAACAGAGGCGACGUCAAACGGGGCGUCAGAUCCGCCAGCAGCCUCCUCCUCCGAGGCCGAGGCCGAAGUUACAGACCCAGGGCAUCAGCCGUACCUCGGCCGGGUGGACGAGCUGGACUCUGGGCCAAUCACGGCCAACGGCCACUCGGCAGACAAGGACAAGGACGAACACGACGACGGCCCACGUGGUGUCGGCGAGGCGGGCAACAUGACCCCUCACGGCAUGAGCGAUCGCCCCGUCCCUCUUAGCAGUACGACUGUUAUCACCGAGAGCGAGCGUGAGAUUGCCCCUGUCCCGCGGACACGGUCCCAGUCAACAUCAAUAGCGACCGAGGAAGAGGAAGAGGCGAAAGAGGAGAAGAUCGAGGCGGAGACGGCGUAG
Vanrija pseudolonga is the source of this 1662-nucleotide messenger RNA. RefSeq names its product Serine/threonine-protein phosphatase 4 regulatory subunit 2 (gene PPP4R2r). Gene Ontology annotation, molecular function: protein phosphatase regulator activity. The transcript is spliced from 4 exons. Bases 100 to 1662 code for a protein of 520 amino acids. The record is from RefSeq and is a predicted model, not a curated record. NCBI's taxonomy places the organism in Eukaryota, Fungi, Basidiomycota, Tremellomycetes, Trichosporonales, Trichosporonaceae. Gene Ontology annotation, cellular component: nucleus; protein phosphatase 4 complex; cytoplasm.